CUGUUGAGAUAUGUAAAUGAAGAGGUUGAUAAUAUAUAGGCAAUGACAGAUUGAUUCUUCAGUCUCUUUGAAGAAGGAAGCUGGCUACAGACUUGUUUAUACCUGAACAGAGUUGGAAUUGCUGUUUCAUAGACUAAAUCCAGUUGAAACUUGAAACGAAUGCCUCACAGUUAAAGAUAACAUCAAUUCAUAAAUUGGUAGCGUGUGGCAGUGGCACAUCCCAGAUCUUUCAGUUAAAGAUAACAUCAGUUCAUAAAUUGGUGGCCUGUGGCAGUGGCACAUGCCAGAUCUUUCAGUCCCAGUAUAAAAUCAAAAAGCUUUGGCGAACACUACUAUAGAUUGAUCAUAGGCCUCGAAACGACAGAGACUUGAGUACAUGUGAUGGCUGUGGCAUUUACUAACCUGUGGCUUACGUUAAGCCACUUACUGAACUUGAGCCAAUUCCUUCAUAAGAAAAGAAAAUAAGGACAUUGUUAAGUAUUUCGUAAGAAUUACAGAAAUUAUACUUAAGAACCUAAAACAUCAAAGUUCUACUGUAAGUGCAGUUUUAUAUAAAGCUAACAUGCCAUUACAUUUAAUAACAGAUAAAAUGGAAUUGUGUUUAAAAAGUGGUGUUAUUGACAUAGAGGACCACUUUUCAUUUUCUACUGUCCACAGAGUCAUCCUAAGAGCCCCCUAUGUGGCUAGAGAGUUCUUAAGGAGGAAUCAGUAUAAGCAGAUGAUUGGCAGGGCUGGGCGUGCUGGAAUUGACACUGUUGGAGAGAGCAUUCUUGUACUUCAAGAAAAAGACAAGCAGCAGGUUCUGGAACUGAUAAAUGGACCCCUGGAAAAUUGCUACAGCCAUCUUAUUGAGGAAUUCAGCAAGGGAAUCCAGAGUUUGUUUCUGUCUUUAAUUGGUUUGAAGGUAUUUUUAAAGAGGUCUUCUUAAAUGUGACAACUACUACCUGACAUAAUAUAAGUUUUUAAAAAUU
Messenger RNA from Cricetulus griseus (Chinese hamster), 971 nucleotides. The record is from RefSeq and is a predicted model, not a curated record. Lineage: Eukaryota; Metazoa; Chordata; Mammalia; Rodentia; Cricetidae.